AUGGGACCCCAGUUCAAUCCCUUCGCUUCACCACAAACGGUGAUUGAGGACUCCGUCAAAGGGGAAACGGAUUAUCUGAACAGAAAUGAAACGCUAGAAAAUUACCUGAGUCUGUACGAUGAACCCAUGAAGGGGGGACUCAACAGAGUAAAGGCAGACAUCCAACUGAAGGACGAUUCAGGUUGCAUGGAUUCGAUCAUAUUCAACGACAUGGCAAUGGGGGACGAGAACUACAGUGUGCUAGACAAUGCGGAUGGGAGUUCCCUCCAAAGUUUUCCCGACUCCGGAGAUGGCAGUCUGAGCGUCACGGGUGGCAGCAGGACACCCUUCCAGGAGCGCAGCGGCGAAGACGCGAAGCGCACACCAGAAAUGGAACUUGUUCUGGAAGACAACUUCGACAGAGCCCGACGCAGUGACAGCCUUUUCGAGGUGCACAAUUUCACGGAGGGCCAGAGUGGGCAGUUGGUUGAGACACCAGUCAGACAUUUAGAAAGAGAAAAGGAUGACUCUCCCAAAGGUGUCGAGAUUAAGUCAGUUGGUCAGCUGGAUGAUCUUAACACCCUUUGUGACGUCCGCCAAUUUAUUCAUCCAAAGAAGAACGCUUUUAGUGGUGCACGUGAAGAGGUGAGCCAAAAGGACGACCCCCAGCAAGGCAAGCCCGACAGUCAAGCAGCCUUGCAGAGCGAAAUGCCCUACGACGAGUGCACCCUGACGAACGGCUUCUUCGACACGAUAGAGAAUAUAAACACCAAGGUGGUGGAAAAGUACAAGAACUUAAAAGGAGUGUCCGAAAGUCUAAUAGGGAUUGUUAAGAAGUCUGACUUCGAGCAUAGGAUAGACGAACUGCUCAGAUACAGCGACAGAAACUCUGUGCUCAUCGAGGAGUUCCGCAAGCAGAGCGAGGAGUGCAUUCGGCGGUGCCGCAAGUUUGAGACGUCCUCUGAGCAGCUCGUCGGAGAAUGCAUCGAAACCCUUGCAAACAGCAGCAUCUGUUACGCAGAGUGGGUGUGUCUGCACGCACGCAAGGUGGACCCAUUGGAGGUGGUGCUGUCCGACAUGCAGGAGUUCGUCCACGCGAACGAAUAA
This is a messenger RNA of Plasmodium coatneyi, 1086 nucleotides long. RefSeq lists its product as uncharacterized. The transcript is spliced from 8 exons. The record is from RefSeq and is a predicted model, not a curated record. The coding region runs from base 1 to 1086 and encodes 361 amino acids. Lineage: Eukaryota; Apicomplexa; Aconoidasida; Haemosporida; Plasmodiidae.